GAAAAAUAAUCAUAACAAUAACAUAACCUGUGUUAAACAAAGUUUGAAGCAACUAGUAAUUUUAUUAAAAGAUUAUGGUAGCAAAUAACUAAGUAAACAUGAGAAAAGAAUUUAAUUCUAUAAAAUUUAUUAUCUAUUUCCAGUUCAUUUCUAAAAUGCAUGAAGGAACUCCUAGCUAUGGAGAUUGUCAUAGAAGCAAUAUUUAAAGUGUUAGCUACUGAGGGAUCAUUUUAUUGUAUUUAUUAUUUUAGUAAGAAAUGUAUAUUUUGGAAUAAAUCAAAAGAGUUGGACGUGAUUUACCAUAGUGAUAACUAUUUGAUAGUUAACAAGGAUUAUGAUGUUCUUAUAAAUAGUGAUGAACCAAACAGUAAGACAUUGCAAUACAAGCUUUGCUGGCAAUUCCCAAAUCUAGUCAACCCAAAACUGCAACAUGGGUUUUACUUCACUCACCGCCUGGAUUACUGUACCAGUGGGGUUAUCUGUAUUGCCUUACACAAGACAGCCUGCUCAGCUGCGUCAUCUGCCUUUCAGAAGAGAACUACGAGGAAAUAUUACUUAGCCCUUCUUCGGGGACAUGUUUCCGAAGAGUUCAUUGAAAUAAAGAACGGUAUUGGAGAAGAUGCAAGGGAAGUGGAGGGGAAUCACCGCAUGUGUGUGGAGGAGGAUCAGUCGUGCCUGAAGCCUCGUAGCGCACUCACCAAGUUGCUGGUAUUACAGCGAGGGAUAUAUGAUGGAUAUCCAGCCACCAAGGUUUUGUUGAGGCCCAUUACCGGCAGACGUCACCAGUUGCGGGUCCAUUGCUGCCACCUCGGCCACACCAUUGUCGGAGACUACACCUACAGUCGACGGAGAGAUAUAUCACCCAGUAGAACGUUCCUGCAUUCCUUUAGGUUGGUGCUGCCGAGUUCAGUGGAGCACAUAGAUGUGACUACUCCAGACCCAUUUGACGAGGAUUCUUGUGAUGGCUGGAUCCCGGUUGAGACACUAAACAAGUUGAACAGUGGUGACAAGUUGAACAAUGGUGUCUUUGACAAGUUAAAUAUUUAAUAACAGUUGCUAUUGUAUUCAAAUUGAGAUUUGUUCUAGCAAAGAGGGAAUGCUAGUCAGCUGUAGGCUGUGAAUCAGAGGCUCCACUUUGAACAUGGGCUAAAAUUUAAAACAGUGUUAUAAAUAGCAAUUUGUCUCAAUACUAAAUAAUAGUAAACAGUAUGAUUAACUGUUGAUAUUAAUUAAUUGUUUAUAAUUUAUAUUCAGUAUAGACUUUCUCAAAUAAUCGUAAAUUAUAUAAGUUUCUUUAGAGGAAAAUUUAUGGAUUUUAGACUAAUUCAUAUUUUUAAUAACUUUUGCUCUAUUUAAAAGCGGAGCCUAUGGCCAUAUCUAACCAGCAUGCUUUUAUAAAAGUUGUUGAAAAAAUGUUUAUGAUUUCUUAGUUAAAACAUAUUAUGACAUAUUUUUAUUAGUGUUAAUAUUAAAUAUAAGAUAUUUUUAUUAAAGUAUAUUGUUGUUUUGUAAAGUUUAUAGUGUUUAUUGAUUGAAUAGCCAAGAAGAAAUUAUUUCAUAAUCUUAGAGUGUUAAUAUAAUAACUUGUGUAUAAGGAAUGUUUAAGUGAAUGAAACUUGAACUGGCGUAUAUCAUAUAUUAUAGGUGUAAUAAAUAAAUGUUUAAUUAAUUAUUAUA
Molecule: messenger RNA, 1677 nt
Organism: Homalodisca vitripennis (glassy-winged sharpshooter)
Lineage: Eukaryota; Metazoa; Arthropoda; Insecta; Hemiptera; Cicadellidae
Product: RNA pseudouridylate synthase domain-containing protein 1-like
Exons: 5
Coding region: 160-1047 (295 amino acids)
Biological process (GO): pseudouridine synthesis
Molecular function (GO): pseudouridine synthase activity; RNA binding
Source: RefSeq, a predicted model, not a curated record